AAACGUUCCGAUCCAAAGAGAUGGUCAAAGUAAAACCAGUAAUAGCAAUGGAUCCAACGAUAGUGGAGUAAAACCGUUCGGACCAGGACUCGAGCAGCAACUAUAGAGAUACAGCAGGGUAAAAAGUUUGGUGUCCAAAGUUAGGCUGGUUUGGAAAUGGCGAUCUCAUCAAGACUGGGAAGGAAACAACAGAGACAUGUGGUUGGGUUUUGGCGGAGACAAAAUCUGAGAGGUUUCACUUCCCGUAAAGCGUUUCGUUUGCUCUUGAUAAGCCUCGCCCUCAUUGCUAUCGUCCCUCCCAUUUUCUUCCACUUCAAACUCAGGCGCUUCCAUCAGAUGCAAUUAAGAAAAUGCGGUUGGCUGAAUAGUCCUCCUCUACUAUGUGCUCAUGGUGGCGACUCUAGCAAGGCCUUUCCAAACACAAUGACUGCAUACCGCGCUGCUCUCCAUUCUCAAGUGGACUGCAUUGAGAUUGAUGUUUCUCGUUCUUCGGAUGGAGUUUUGUUCGCGCUUCAUGACAGGGAUUUGCAGCGGAUAUCUGGGAACAGUACUACCAAGGUUGGGUACUGGAGCGUGAAACAGAUUAAAGAAUUGGAUGCCAUUAAUCAGUUCCCAUUGGAGUUUAAUGGUCAUAUCAUUCUGACUGUUGAAGAUGCAUUGAAGUUUGUAUCAAGUUCCGUGAAACAGCUGAUUCUGGAUGCUAAAGUUGGGCCACCAUCAUAUGAGAAAGGUCUUGCCAAGGAUAUUCUUUCUGUUGUUGAGAGAACAAAAUGUAAAAAUUGUCUUGUUUGGGCUAAAAGUGAUAAUUUAGCGCGGGACGUUAUAAAGCUGUCACCAGACAUGACGGUGGGCUACAUUGUCAUGAAAGACCCUUCUACUGGUGCUAGAAAUAAUUUAUUGAGGAUGAGAGGUGCUGGUGUUGUUGGUGUCUACCAUCCUUUAAUUGAUGAUAAGCUUAUGACAAUACUUCACGGGUAUGAAUCUUACAGGAGAAAUAAGAAGGUGUAUGCCUGGACAGUGGAUGAGGUAGUAUCUAUGAAGAAAAUGCUGUAUGAGCAUGUGGAUGCUGUUGUUACUAGCAACCCCACUUUGCUUCAACAAAUUAUGCAGGACAUGGAAACUCAAUGCUUUGAGGAAGGCUUCUCUUUGUCACGAUGAGACUCGGACAGUUUAAACCACAAGCAUAUAAAAGAUGAAAAUCUCUUAAUUCACUUAUUUGCAGGAAUCGUACGAAAUAUAGAUGCAUGGGUGUUGAAUGAAUCUCAAUACGGGAGUAACUGGCAAAUUGCCUCAAGCAGGGUUGCACAAAGAGAGCUUGGAGCCAAACUGUUUGGGGAGUUAUUGCUUUGAUUUAAGUUGGUUAACACUGGCUUGUACUUGGAAUUAAAGCUCCAAAGCAUUGUGAUGUCCAAAAACCAAUCAGAAUUUUUUAAGAGCAUACCACCUACAUAUGGAAUCCCAAAAUCAUUUUGGAGUAGUUGAAACGGUGAACAAUUGAAAGAAGCAGCAAAAUCUGAGCUUUUCCACA
Molecule: messenger RNA, 1528 nt
Organism: Rhododendron vialii
Lineage: Eukaryota; Viridiplantae; Streptophyta; Magnoliopsida; Ericales; Ericaceae
Product: glycerophosphodiester phosphodiesterase GDPD4
Exons: 9
Coding region: 157-1158 (333 amino acids)
Biological process (GO): lipid metabolic process
Molecular function (GO): phosphoric diester hydrolase activity
Source: RefSeq, a predicted model, not a curated record